UUGACAGAACGGACUGUCCUUUACUAGAGCAGAACUGUAGAAGUGUAUUUUACAUCGGAGAUGUUGACAUUUUAUCUGUGUUACUCUGCUUAUAUGCAUGGGCUCCUGUUCAACAGAGACUGGCAGAGAAAACAGUGCGAGUGAGGGAGAGAGAGAGGGAGGGAGACAGAGAGAGAGAGAGAGAGAGAGACAGGAAGAGGGAAAAAAGAGAGAGAAGUAACAGCUGUCCUGGAUUAAUCUAAGUUUCUGUUGAGGGAACCACAAUGGAGGCAAAGGAGGAAGACAGAGCUACCCAGGACACACUACCAAAACAAGAAGAGGUGUCUGAAGAAAUGUGGGGAGAAAACCUAAAUAAAUUCAUCAGUCAGAAGACAGAAGAUAAAGAGAGUACCUAUUGUGAGGUUAGAAAACUAAAGAAAGAAGAGGCAUCUCUGCAAAAGAGAAGAGUACAGCAAGUCAAGCUGAUUAGUCCGAAGGAAAGAAAAGAACAGAGUGCUAUACUUAAGGUACAGACCACAGAACUGAAGAAAGAUGUAACAUUUGUGCAAAGGAGGAGAAAACAGCCAAGCAAGCAGAUUAUUAUGAAGGACAAACAAAAGGAGGAAGAGGAGGAAGUGGUCUGCUGUGAGAUGCUGUCUCUGGACUAUGGUUUAACACUAGAUGAUACAGAUUCUUCUGAUGAAGAUAUGUCACCCUGUUCCUGGCUCACUGGGUCACCAAGAAGCUUAAAGUUCAGGCAAGUUACUGUGAACAAUGACCCCGAAGUUUACAUGAAUUUUAUGAAGCAGCAUCACUGUUAUGACGCCAUUCCUACCAGCUGCAAACUAGUUAUCUUUGACACCACAUUACAGAUCAAGAAGGCAUUCUUUGCUUUGGUGGCCAAUGGUCUCAGAGCAGCAACACUCUGGGACAGUAAGAAGCAAAGAUAUGUGGGAAUGUUAACAAUCACAGACUUUAUAAAUUUCCUCUAUCAAUACUACAAGUCACCCAUGAGUAUCGUAGGCCAAUCUAUCAAGCAAGGAUAUGAUGACGUGUCUGAAAAAGAACAUUGCAGGAUUAAGGUACAAAUUUAUGAAUUAGAAGAACAUAAAAUUGAAACCUGGAGAGAGAUCUACCUGCAGAGCUCUUUCAAGCACUUGAUUAGCAUACCUCCUACAGCAAGCCUAUUUGAUGCAGUUUAUUCCCUGAUUAAGUACAAGAUCCAUCGACUGCCUGUGAUUGACCCCAUUUCUGGAAAUGUACUACACGUCCUCACUCACAAACGUAUUCUCAAGUUUCUACACAUAUUUGGUUCAGCUAUUCCUAAGCCACGUUUUCUGCAGAAAAAUGUAGAGGAGUUGGGAAUUGGUACUUUUGAGGAUAUCGCAAUGGUGAAUGAGAAUGCAUCUGUACACACAGCCCUAACUAUUUUUGUAAAGCGACGUGUGUCGGCACUGCCAGUGGUGGAUGGAAGUGGUAAAGUCGUAGGUCUUUAUUCCAGAUUUGAUGUCAUUAAUUUGGCUGCCCAGAAAUCAUACAACAAUUUGGAUAUUAGUGUUAAAGAAGCUCUACAGAGGAGAAUAUACUGUGUUGAAGGAAUAAUAUCAUGUUACAGCCAUGAGAGCCUGGAAACGAUCAUUGAUCGAGCUGUAAAGGAACAGGUUCAUCGUUUGGUGCUUGUAGAUGAGGACAAUCAUGUCAAAGGGAUUGUAUCGCUCUCAGACAUUCUUCAAGCUUUGGUGUUGACGCCAGCAGGUAUUGAUGCUCUUUUCACGUGAUCUCUGCCCCUCGGAACUCUGCUUUGAAAACCAUUCCACAUUCUUCGGCUCAGGGAUGAAGUCAUUUUCAGAUGAAGAAUUCAUCUAAAUGAACUAUUUCCAUCUGCAUUCAUUUCUCAAAGAAAACUAUUGCACAAAGGGAUACAGAAGGUCUAUCUUGAGAGAAACUUCCACAAGCCCUCAAGGCUUUAAAAGAUUCACUGUGUGUAUCUGCUUGUAUGUCUGCAUGUUUCUCAUACUCUCUUGCAUUACAAUUUCUAUUACUAAAGUAGAGUCCAAGAUCUGCAGUGUAAUAAGACAAUGGUGUUUGACCUGCUUCCUCUACCAGGUGCUACAGUCAAACCACAACUGCAAGACAAUGCAGCUUCAUAGCAUGAAAUGAACAAGCAGGCUUUGUAAUAUGGCAAUGAAACUUCUAAGCAAUAAUGUAUCAGAAUAUAAUAUCAUGAAAACCUUCACCAUUCAUACCCUUUGUUAAGAAUCUGACUAAUUUUGUUCACCUGCUAGCACUGUGAACAUCCUUAUUAUUUCACCUUCUGUACACACUUUUAAAUUAGAGCCACCAGCAUAUUUGUGAAAAGAGCUUAAUGCAUGGAAGUAAAGGCCAUUUUUGCCAUCAGUCUACUCACACUCUUAUCUGAUCACUUUUUACCAGCAGGCCAUAUCUGAUGCUCAGAUAUCUAUUUUGGUUUUGCCUCUUCCAUCACAAACAGCAUCCCUACUGCAUGCACUUUAUUUAAGGCAUUAACCAUACUUU
This is a messenger RNA of Protopterus annectens (West African lungfish), 2514 nucleotides long. RefSeq names its product protein kinase AMP-activated non-catalytic subunit gamma 3 (gene PRKAG3). NCBI's taxonomy places the organism in Eukaryota, Metazoa, Chordata, Ceratodontiformes, Protopteridae. The record is from RefSeq and is a predicted model, not a curated record. The transcript is spliced from 18 exons. Bases 264 to 1757 code for a protein of 497 amino acids.